GGCUGCCUGGCACUCAGGGGAUGCUUUGAACUCGGGGGGCUGUGUCACUCUUGGACCCCCACUUGCAGAGGCAUCGAUUAUGUCCAGUGACCACCUGAACAGCAGCACACUGCAGGAGGCUCAGUUUAAAGACCUGUUCUUAAGAAAAGCGGAGCUGGAAUUUGCCCAGAUCAUCAUCAUUGUCGUGGUGGUCACAGUGAUGGUCGUGGUGAUCGUCUGCCUGCUGAAUCACUACAAAGUCUCCACGCGCUCCUUCAUCCACCGCCCAGGCCAGGGCAGGCAGCAGGAGGACGGGCUGCAGCAGGAAGGCUGCCUGUGGCCUUCAGACAGCUCCGUGCCACAGCCAGGGCCCUCUGAGAUCAUGUAUGCCCCACGGUCCAGGGACCGGUUCACUGCCCCGUCCUUUAUCCAGAGGGAUCGAUUUAGCCGCUUCCAGCCCACCUACCCCUACGUGCAGCACGAGAUUGACCUUCCUCCCACCAUCUCCCUGUCUGAUGGCGAAGAGCCGCCUCCUUACCAGGGGCCCUGCACGCUGCAGCUCCGAGACCCUGAACAGCAGAUGGAGCUCAACCGGGAGUCUGUGAGGGCCCCACCCAACCGGACCAUAUUUGACAGUGAUUUGAUAGAUAUUUCCAUGUACAGCGGGGGCCCGUGCCCACCAAGUAGCAACUCGGGCAUCAGCGCAACCACCUGCAGCAGUAAUGGGAGGAUGGAGGGGCCACCCCCUACAUACAGUGAGGUGAUGGGCCACCACCCAGGGUCUUCUUUCCUCUACCACCAGCGCAGCAAUGCACAGAGAGGCAGCAGACUGCAGCUGCAGCAGAGCAAUUCGGAGAGCACAAUAGUACCCAUCAAAGGCAAGGAUAGGAAGCCUGGGAACCUGGUCUGAUUCCCUCCGACAUGCAUGUGAAUCACAGAGCGAGAAACCAAGGAGGGAAGAGGCCCUGGGGGCCCUCCUGAGCAGUGCUGUUCAGUCUUAACGUGGUACAGCUAAGUAAAACACACGAGCAAACCAGUCUUUGUUUCCGAUUCCUUUUGGGGGAAUUGCAUGCAAACGAGACUGAAAAGAUACAAACUUCCAUCUUGUCUGACCGUGAACAGUGUUUAUCUGGGGACAGGGGUUGGGAUCGGGGAGUGGUCAGGGAAAACAGAAAGAGAUGCUUUGAAGAUAUCAUGAAAUAAAACCCACAGAGGUAUUUGACUUAUUUAAUUCUGAAGGGAGACUUUGCAGAUAAAUGAGGCCGGAGUGGCCUGUUUUAUAAUAAACUGAAUAAAGAAGGAAGCAUUAUUCUAUAUUAUCAUGGGGAAGAAUCAGCCAGUUUGCUUUUUCCCAAGGUGUGGAACUUUUAUUUUGUUUUAAAAAUAUGAAAUCAAAAUUCCUGUUUUGUGUGCCAAGGUAUAAAGUGGAGAAGUUAAAUGAAUGCAAGGAGCUAAUUUGUGUUGUGAUGAUGUGUUUCAAAGGUUGCACUAUCUUAAUGUUUGAAUAUAUAUGAGGGAACUGUUGUAUGGGAAGUUCUGUAUGUUGUCUUUUCACCUGUGGAUUGUUACUAGGCCCAAGGAAUGUCCUGGAGUGUACCCCAGACUCAUAUAAGAUCACUGGGGGUGUAGCCUAAUACUUACCAACUUGCGUAAAUCAAAAAGGUCAUUGUUGCAAAAAAUUGCAGCAAAUAGCAAUGCAUUGCUGAAGUAUUUGGAAACUUUUAGAUGGGAGAUAGGAAAUACUAGUAAGUCUCAGCAUUUCUGACUUGUUAUUUGAGUUACUCUGCUACUUGUAGGCUGCGUAUUUUAUUGAAAAUAAAUCUGACACAUGUGUUUCAAUAUCCAGUAUCCUACAGUGCUGCCCUCACCCUCCAGCAGUGCCAUUUCUUCAGUAAUUUAGAUUUUUUUCUUUCACCAUAACAUGACAUUUAUUCAGAUACUUACCUUACUUUAUGCAAUAAAUUGUUUAAAAUGCAA
Messenger RNA from Otolemur garnettii (small-eared galago), 1956 nucleotides. RefSeq names its product low density lipoprotein receptor class A domain containing 4 (gene LDLRAD4). Gene Ontology annotation, biological process: negative regulation of transforming growth factor beta receptor signaling pathway. Bases 80 to 889 code for a protein of 269 amino acids. NCBI's taxonomy places the organism in Eukaryota, Metazoa, Chordata, Mammalia, Primates, Galagidae. The record is from RefSeq and is a predicted model, not a curated record. Gene Ontology annotation, cellular component: Golgi membrane; early endosome membrane. Gene Ontology annotation, molecular function: R-SMAD binding. The transcript has 4 exons.